ACGAAUUUCGUGAUGGCGACUUGCAUUUGAAAAUUGAACAUAGAUAUUUUGAGUUCUAUACUUGUAUAAGUAUUGUGUAAUCAAAAAAUAAUUUCGGACCUCGGAAUGUUUUUCCAUUUGUGCUAAAAUUGGUGCAACGUAUUAAUUAAUAUUAUAGAUUUUAUCCAAAGUUUUCAUCAUGUAUUUGAAGUUUAUUUUUCUUGUUUUUGUUAUUGGCUCGACAUUAGUCUCGGCUUCUUAUGAAGACAAGAGAUGUAAAUGUGUCUGCCCUAGUCCAGCAGCCGUAUUAAACAAUACAGUUGGUUCAGAUCGUAAAUUGUACAUUGGUAAUGUGCCUCCAAACAAAUGCAACUGUGAUGGAGUAAUUUUGCCUCGUGUGGGUGAAAUCAUAAAUGGCAGAGAACAAGAGUUUUGUCCCAGAUGUGAGUGCAAAUAUGAAAAUAGGAAUACAACUAUAAUCAAGGUAGUUGUAAUUAUUGUCAUCUGGGUAAUCAUGCUGCUUGUGGCGUACAUGGGAUUCCUGAUUUGCCUCGAUCCACUCAUCAACAAAAGGGCUAAAGCUUCUUACCAAGAGCACACCAAUGAAGAUGAUGAGGGUUCUAUAAGUGGACCUUCGCAGCAAAUGGGCUCUCGAGGAAAUGUUCUCAAUCGUGUGACUCAUCAACAAGAUAAGUGGAAGAGACAGGUACGGGAACAGCGGCGUAACAUAUAUGAUAGACACACAAUGUUAAACUAGAGCUCUUGUAAUAUGUACCAUGGAGGAAAUUGAUUCACAGGCAGUUGACAGACCCACAUGUCGGAUCAUGUCAAUUCAAUGUUAAUAGUGAUCUGUUGGCCAGGUUUGACAUACCGCGAACAAACUACGUAGGUCCCCCAUGAAUCAACUUCUCUGAUAGUACUUUCAGAGAAAUUGAUACAUAGGCUAAUAUUGAACUCACAUUAUUUAAUCGGUUCAUGUUAACAGUUGACAAUAAUUGACAUAAUCCGACACAAUCCAGAUAAAGUAGGUCCUAAAGCCUAUGAUAUUUCUCUUAUGGUAUAUUGUAAUGACUAGUAAAUUAAUACAGAACAACAAUUCCCUAACCAAAUACUUUGUGAUUUUCAAAAAUCAAUGGGAAUAUUUAAAAUUGAGAAUUAUGUAUGAAUCCCAAAAAAUAUAUUUUAGUUUUAAAUCAUAAAUGAUACAUUAUUGAUGUAAGUAUAUUUUAAAGUCAGAUUGGUAGCUAAGCUUUUGUAUUGAUGGGCAAUAUUACAAAAAUAAAAAAUAUGAAGAACUGCUUGGCCAAUAUAAGAUCUCAAAAACUGGGGGAUAUAUUGAUUUCAAUUCGAGAUAGGUUCGAAUUUUAACUGGCCUUCUAUCAUUUUUAAAAAUACUACAAUAGUUAUCAUAAAAAUACAA
This is a messenger RNA of Aricia agestis (brown argus), 1399 nucleotides long. RefSeq lists its product as uncharacterized. The transcript has 5 exons. Lineage: Eukaryota; Metazoa; Arthropoda; Insecta; Lepidoptera; Lycaenidae. Gene Ontology annotation, cellular component: lysosomal membrane. The record is from RefSeq and is a predicted model, not a curated record. The coding region runs from base 179 to 736 and encodes 185 amino acids.